AUGGGCUUCCAACCUGCACCCUUCUGUUCGCCUAGGGGCACUGCGACUGCUACCCUCAUUGCAGAGGUGACACCUACCGCUGCCACUCAAUCUUCGCAUGCGCAACUGGUGGCUGCUUCCGCCACUACCGGCCCCGAUGGCAUCAUACGUCUCUCCUGUCUGCCUCCCAAGCAGGCUCACACGCUGGGCAGAUGCAAUUUCCUCAGUCAGAAAAAAUUAGUGAGUCCUGCUGGAGCCUUGAUCAUUACUUGA
Molecule: messenger RNA, 252 nt
Organism: Hydatigera taeniaeformis
Lineage: Eukaryota; Metazoa; Platyhelminthes; Cestoda; Cyclophyllidea; Taeniidae
Source: the annotation of a GenBank genome assembly